Panicum virgatum (switchgrass) is the source of this 2077-nucleotide messenger RNA. RefSeq lists its product as uncharacterized. NCBI's taxonomy places the organism in Eukaryota, Viridiplantae, Streptophyta, Magnoliopsida, Poales, Poaceae. Bases 16 to 1752 code for a protein of 578 amino acids. The transcript is spliced from 7 exons. Gene Ontology annotation, biological process: lipid metabolic process. The record is from RefSeq and is a predicted model, not a curated record.
GCCGUCGAUCGCGCAAUGGGGGCGAAGCGGGUGGCGUCGGCGGCGGGGACGGCGGCGCUGGUCUACGUCGCGCUCUCGGGGCGGCUCUCCUCGCCGUCCGGCGACGCUGCGUGGGCGGCGCGGAGGCCGCCGGGCGAAGAGGACGAGGCCAACAAGGGGGAGGAGAGGUGGCCGGAGCGGGCGCCGGCGACCUGGAGGGAGGCCGCGGCGGUGACGGCGAGGACGGCGGGCUUCGCGUACGCCGAGACGCUCGGCAAGUGGCCGCUCGGGGACAUCGCCUUCGGGAUCAGCCACUACAUGCGCAUCCAGGGCAAUCGGCAGCACGAGUACACAGGCAGCAAUUGCGUGCCCCUGAAAGGCCCUGGAGUAAGGCAGGAGCUUAUUGGACUUCUUAGAUACCUCAGGCUCUGCAUGUUCUUCUCAAAGAAGCCAUAUGAGGUGUUUCUGGAGUUUGGUGGUUAUGGCCAGAGUGAUAUUCUCAUAAGGAAGUCGAAGUCAAAGCUUAUGAAGCCUGCAUUCACGGUUGUCCGCGAUGAAAGCACCAAAUGUUUCCUCCUUUUCAUUCGGGGUGCAACCAGCACUAAGGAUCGGCUGACAGCAGCAACUGCUGCAGAGGUUCCAUUCCAUCAUUCAGUGUUACAAAAUGGACGUAGAUCCAAUUUGGUGGCUGGACAUGCGCAUUGCGGAAUGGUUGCAGCGGCUCGUUGGAUCGCAGAUCAGGCCAUCCCGUGCCUCAUCAAAGCAGUGGAGCAAUUCCCAGACUACAGAAUCAAGAUCAUUGGGCAUUCAAUGGGAGCUGGUAUUGCGGCAAUCUUAACAUGCAUGCUACGUGAGGACAACAAGUUGUCAUCAUCCUCAUGUAUUGCCUUUGGACCAGCUGCUUGCAUGACCUGGGAUUUGGCUGAGUCAGGCAACGACUUCAUUACCACUGUUGUCAACAGAGAUGACCUGGUGCCAUCUUUCGGCAAAGGUUCGGCUGCCAUCCUUCGCACAGAGGUUAUGGCAUCAUCAUGGGCUCCAGACCUCCAAGAACAAAUUCAGCAGACAAGAAUCUUGGGAUUUGUAAAUAGCUCUUUGAAUUUCAUGCGAUCCCACAUUCCCUUCUUACCGAAUCAAGGAUCCAAGGUUGCUGAUGUCAAUAUGCUUUUAUCUAACACUCCUGUGGAGGAGUUGAACCUUUCCUCAGAUGCACGUGCCACAGUGCAGAAGCACUGGGCACUGUCCUGCUGGUCAUCUGUUGCUGCAAAUAGGCAAAAUCUGGAGUCAUUGGUGAACCACACUCAGGGCAUGGGCAUUCCGGCACUGAUGUCCACCUAUGCAGGAACUGACCAAAACACUGACAAGCCAAUAACUGCAGGAGGACCAGCCUCAUACUCUCCUGAAGAACCUGAUAGCCCGAGGUCAGAUUCUGAGGAAACUAACCACGAGGAGAAAGCAACAGAUCAAGUGCACCUAGAGCAGCUUCUCAAAUCACUGCGAUCAUCGCCAAUCCCCUCUCAACCUCACCAGUUGUACCCUCCUGGAAGAAUCAUGCACAUGGUUGUGUUGCCUUCACCCAAAGAGCCCGACACUGGCAAGCAGCACGACCAGGACGGGGUGGUUGCCAUCUACCAGACGCCUCGCAGCAUGUACGGCAAGAUCCGGCUGGCCAGAUCCAUGAUCAGAGACCAUUACAUGCCUAGGUACAUCGAGACAAUGGAGAUGCUGAUCGACAAGCUUGCAGAGGACGCAGACGAUGACACAGACGACUAGUUGGGAACUGAACCCAAAAACCAAGGAAGCAGAUUAGUAAGCUGCAGCAUUGUUAGUGUAGGCCACAAGACAUAGUUUAUGACUUAAUGGGUUCAGAGUAGAGCCCAGAUUAGUGUCAUAGUGUCGGGGUAGCCAUUCCAGAAAGAUUUGAUAUUUCAGCUUUGUUGCUGAGAUUUGCAGAAAGAUCUGAUAUAUCUGAUAUAGUGUAGAAUCCAGAUUUGGAUUUGUAUAUUGAGGCAGGUUAGCCUAGUGAAUGAUACAGAGUUUUCUGAAUGCUUGAGCAACGUUAGGAAAUGAUUAAAUAGAAAAGGAUUGCUGAACUUGG